Molecule: messenger RNA, 957 nt
Organism: Pelobates fuscus (common spadefoot toad)
Lineage: Eukaryota; Metazoa; Chordata; Amphibia; Anura; Pelobatidae
Product: cholesterol 25-hydroxylase-like protein 1, member 2
Exons: 1
Coding region: 22-957 (311 amino acids)
Biological process (GO): sterol biosynthetic process; cholesterol metabolic process
Cellular component (GO): endoplasmic reticulum membrane
Molecular function (GO): iron ion binding; steroid hydroxylase activity; C-4 methylsterol oxidase activity
Source: RefSeq, a predicted model, not a curated record
UCAGCUGAGCAGGUGCUGACAAUGGAGGGGAUCUCGUGCCUGUCUCAUAUUUUGGAUAAUUCUCUUUCCAGCCAACCGGUGAUACAGCCAUUGUGGGAUUACCUACGGCUUUAUUACUCUGAUACUUUGAGGUCUCCACUCUUUCCUGUGAUCCUCACCGUAUCAUCUUAUGUUAUUUUCUGCAUCCCUUAUCUGGUCUUCAACCUCAUGGGCAGGAGGUGGCCUUAUAUCCACAAAUACAAGAUCCAACAGGAAAGGAACCCUACAGGAGCUAUGAUCCUCCACUGUCUUGGGGUUACGCUGUACAAUCACCUGUUCUUCAUAUUCCCUGCUGCAGUUGCCCAGUGGUACUGGAGACCUCCAUCUCCUCUCCCAGAAGAGUCUCCUACCAUCCUGGAUAUAGUAUUUGGGGUGGUGGGAAGCCUUCUCCUGUUCGAUUUCCAGUAUUUUAUCUGGCACAUGAUCCACCACAAAAACCAAUGGCUUUAUAAGACUUUUCAUGCCAUUCAUCAUGAAUACAUGGCUCCUUUUUCUCUGGCCACACAGUGUCUUGGUGGUUGGGAACUUGUGACUGUUGGGUUUUGGACCACAAUCAAUCCCAUCAUAUUCAGGUGUCAUCUUCUCACGUGCUGGAUAUUUAUGGUAUUCCAUGUGUACGUCUCAGUAGAAGACCACUGUGGAUAUGAUUUCCCCUGGUCCACACCCAACCUGAUACCAUUUGGAAUCUAUGGCGGGCCAAUAAAACAUGAUAUGCAUCAUCAAAAGCCCAUGAGCAACUAUGCCCCUCACUUCACUCACUGGGACAAAAUCUUUGGCACCCAUGCUGAGUUUAGCUCGGUGAAAGGCAUCUUGGAGCUUGCAACCCCUAAUAAAACCUGCUGUGCCAGCAGGGAAGAGGACAGCUUGUAUGACGAAAGCGUUUCUCCUACCGAAAGGGUGGCCGAAGAAAGAAGUUGA